This is a messenger RNA of Bombyx mandarina (wild silkworm), 1777 nucleotides long. RefSeq lists its product as uncharacterized. Lineage: Eukaryota; Metazoa; Arthropoda; Insecta; Lepidoptera; Bombycidae. The record is from RefSeq and is a predicted model, not a curated record.
UAAUCGAUAAGCCCCAGAGCUCGUGUACCGAUAUAAGUAGGUAAUUACAAUUGUUAUAGCUACAUUAUACCAUAACCUUCACACAUUACCAGUCAUUACAAUAAUAAUGUAAAUAUGUACAUAAGUGCGACUGAACACAUGACACGAAAUAGAAUUGUGUAUUAAAGAUAACAAAAAGUAAUAAAUUAGAAGUUGUUAAUGAUAAAAGGUGCUUAGUAAAACACAAAUAAGUUUUGUAAGAAUUCUAAAAUUAUUGAUAUCGAUAGUUCAAACAAACAAAAAAACGACCCUUUGACUUAUUUAUCAAUGAGAUGAAUAGUAAGAGGGUAGUUAGUCAAAUUUUAGUAACGGGCUGGUUCACUCGUUAAUUUCUGUUUGAAAAUGAGUAAGUCGAUUUGUAUAGUGCUGCUGAGUUUCUAUAUAUUAUUUAAUUUUCCAGCGUCAAUUCAAGGUAUGUAUCGAUUGAUUAAUUCUAAUUAGUUCUUUUUUAAAUAAACAAAGAGGUAUAUGAUGUUGAAUUUCUGCAGGCUACAGACAUUUUAUAGACUUGGAAACCGACGGUGUCGAGACAAUAUUUGCGACUGAAAAUGAAAAUGUUAACAUAGAAUGCAAGACGGAUGUGCCGAUGGCGUAUUGUGGAUUCGUGCACCCAUCUGGGAAACGAUACUCGAACAACGCUAAGCGCCGGUCACUGCUUCAAAAACAUCACAGUGACACCAGAAGACGACGGAGAAUGGCGCUGUCACAGCGGCGGUCACGAAACCGGCGUCGAAAUAAUAAAAACAAUCGAAUUAAGGGUCGUCAACGAAGUGACCGCUUUAUGGAAAAACGUUACGGUUCUUCACGCGAAAUCUGUCUCGUUGGUUUGUCUAACUACAAAACGACUGACGCCGCUUAGCUACUGUCGCUUCGAACCUCCCAAGGGGAGACCAUUCAACAUAGCCGAAGAUGUGACGCCCGAUAACGCCAUCUUAGGUAGAUUCUACUUUCCAACGAACAUGAGUUUGGAUCGCGGAGACUGUGCCGUAACUAUAAACAAUGUGAAAUACGACGAUUACGGCACGUGGACGUGCGGUGCAGGACUCGACGAUGGAAACGAACACACUGAUACUAUAAAUGUAAAAGUAAAAGGAAUUUACACCAUGUCGUUCGCAGCCGCAGCUGGUAUCACGAUAGUGUGCAUAGUGAUAAUCGCAUUAAUCGGAUUCCUCGCCUGGAAGAGACGCGAGUUUUUGGGCAGCACGCCUAGACCGACGCCUGAGCCGGCCCACGAGUUGGAACCCCUACAGGGCCACUCGACGAGGAGAGGCGAUGUUGAUGUUCCCGAAGUCAGAGUCGUACCUCCGUCUGAAGCAAGUUCUUCACAGUCAACGUAGUAGUUUCUCGAAUAUGUAGCCGUGCAUCGAGAUAAUGCAAUAAAAAAAGAUCAAGGCGGAAUAUGAAUUCUCCCACACCUACUAUAAGGAUUAUCAAAGAGUACACAUAACUAAAUAAAAACAAAAAAAAAACAAAAAGUAAAAACUAGUCAUUAUCGUAUUGUCACGAAAACCUAAUAUAGUUCGUGACGCUUCACGACCUCUUAGACUUUUGCAACCAUAAAGAAAAAGUUGGCGAUAGAUUCUGAUGCAGGUGUGUGGAAGAGUAAAACAAUUUUAGUUAUAGUUUACUGUUAAGAUCGUUCAUAAGUGUUAAUCUGAAUUUAAAUCCAAUAGAAGUUAUUAAAAUGCGAUAUUAUUAAUUAGAUUGAACAAUGUUUUGCAUGUACUUUAAAUAAAUU